Messenger RNA from Cornus florida, 1612 nucleotides. RefSeq names its product putative receptor-like protein kinase At3g47110. Bases 660 to 1049 code for a protein of 129 amino acids. The transcript has a single exon. The record is from RefSeq and is a predicted model, not a curated record. NCBI's taxonomy places the organism in Eukaryota, Viridiplantae, Streptophyta, Magnoliopsida, Cornales, Cornaceae.
UAGUUGGUUAUGGUUUAAGAAGACAUGGUUAGUUGGUUAUGGUCUAAGGCGACAUUGUUGAUAGUUUAUGGUCUAACGAGACACUAGCUGAGUAAGAUAAGACGUACAGUGGUUUGAAGAAAACGCCAUUGUUAUGUCUUGGCUAGUUUAUUUAUAAAGAACCGUGUUUGAGGAUACAUUGUCCAAGUUAGGCGUCUUAGAUAUCAAAGCAUCAACUUCAGAGGAAGUGUCAGCCGAGAUAUGAUGAUAGGCUGGAAUCAUGGGUGUAAUUUACCAUAUUAGUCGAGAUAUGAUAGACUAGAUUCAUGGGUUUUGACUUUAUUCACACAUGUCUAGGCAUAGUAUAUGCAACGAUUUUAUUCAUUUUCUUUCUUGUAAUAUUAACAUGUGUUUUUUUUAAUAUAUAAAUACCAAAACUGAAUGAGUGUUUUAAGCGUCAUUCAAGCCUUUACAUAUUAUUAUUCUUAUUCAAGCAUUUAAUAAUUUCUCUUCUAUUUUUUUAAUAUUUCUUUUCAAAUAUGAAAAUUAAAUAAGAUGCAAUUUUUUCCUAGAUCUGAACAAUGUAUAAUGAAUCCAUAUUUUGCAAAUAAAAUGUUUGUUUGCUAAAGAGAUAUUUACAUUUCUUGUUGCACUGGGUUGUCUGGAUUGUAGAGUAUGGUAUGGGAAGUGAGGUGUCAACAUCCGAUGAUGUGUACAGCUAUGGCAUUCUCUUGUUGGAGAUGUUUACCGGAAAAAGGCCGACUGAUGAGAUGUUUAGUGGUGGUUUGAACCUUCAUAACUUUGCCAAGGCAAAUGUUAUAAUUGCAGAUUCAGUUCAACAAAGAGAAGAGAGGGAGGCGAGCACGAGCACCAACAACACUCUCAAUCAAAACCGUGAUAGCAGUUAUAAGAUUCAGGAGUGCUUGAGUUUGGUAUUUAGAAUUGGAAUUGCAUGUUCAGAAGAGUCACCAACUGAACGAUUGGAUAUUAUUGAUGUAGUAGCCAAGUUGCAGAUCACCAGGAACAAUCUUCUUGGUACUGGUGGAACGCAUGUCAUAAGAACUAAUUAACUACAGUUGAUCAUGAGUAGGUAUGGCCAAAUUACUGGCUUCAUAACUGCAUAAUAAUUUUUCUUUUUUGCCUUCUUUUCCGUAGUCAAUAAAAAUUUAGACCAUUUGUCAAUUUGUAUAUUUUGUUCUUCAGUAGGCCACACUGUUCUUCGCUGGGUUGGUUCAUUUUUUUAUAUCUAAUUCAUUUAAGUGGUACAAAACCUGAUUUUGUCAAAAACAACAACAAAAAAAUGAAGUUUCCUCUUAUACCAGGUGCAAGGAGCGCUCGCUUUAUUUAUAUCACAUUCGAAUAUCUGAUAGCUAAUAAUGUUUCCUCUUAUACCAGGUGCAAGGAGUUGGUUGAUUCAUCAAGUGCGCAAUGUCAAAUAUUGCUUUUGCUGCUUGUUACUUGUACUGUUGUGCAUUUAAUUUCUCGUUUUUUUCUUUUAUGUUUUCUUUCAUCUCUGCUCUACAGUGUGAAAAUUAUCUCUCGUCUUUUAUAUUUUUCUCGUUUAAAUGUACUUCAAUAAAGGGGCAUGCAUGUAAGUUAUUUCUAACAUAAAUAAAAUUUAUAGUGGAAUGCA